Vitrella brassicaformis is the source of this 1832-nucleotide messenger RNA. Lineage: Eukaryota; Vitrellaceae. The record is from the annotation of a GenBank genome assembly.
AUGCCCCCUGGCGCUGCCCGCGUCGACGACGUCGCACGCCGCCCCCCACCCACGCCUGCCGAUGACCCUUCACCCGCCAGCCACCUAGUGCCGUCCCCAUGCCCCAAGACCGUCGCCACCCAAGACGGGUCAUCCCCAGCCCCAAAGCACCCCUCUCGCACGCCCCUCCAUGGCCUUGCGGGCUCCUCUGCGAGCCGCCCUCUGCUGCCCAAGGUGGCGCCGCGGCCACAGAAGGGCACUGAGAGUGUCCGGAAGGAGCGGGGGGAGAUAUGGGAUUUCUCGAGGGAGAAGGCCGAGAGCGACCGACAGGAUCGCCUGGCGCGCGACACACAGGAGCGUCUGGCCCGCCACCACCCCAGCGGCCCUCACAAGCACCCGCCCGCAUCAAAGCACCACUGGCAGCACAGAAAGGACCGCGACGACCCAUCCUACCACGGACACUAUGGGCUCAAAGAGCGGCCGCGCACCAAGGUGGUGGACACGAGGGGCCCAUUCGACGACUCCCAGGGACGGGGCAAGGAGUGCGAGAGGGGGUCGCGUCGGACUCUGCAGCCGGCCGCAGGGACAGUGGAGCCGCGGCGGCAGGCGCUACUCAGACAGCAACUGAGGGCCACUCAUGGCGAUGGUCAGUGAGGGAGGGAGUGGGCCGGGCAGAUGGCAUGCAGCUGCAUAUGUGGAUGUGAGUGUUGUGUGUGACAGGCAAUGUAGAGGAUCGUACUCGUCUUAGCCGAUCAGCAGAUGUGUUGCCGGGCGACCCCGUCUCAACACAGACGGGCGCCAAACUCAACGUCGCAGGUAGGUGGCUAUUGAUUGGGGUGCGGAUGCAGCUGCCCUCUCUCUCAUCUCUCCCCCUCUGUGUGUGUUGCAGGUGUGUCUAGUCGUCCAUCCAAGCAGAGCGCUGCUACGACGCGCCAAGAGGAGCUGGCUGGGAGAGAAUCGGCGCGCACCCGAAAGGAGAAAACCACUCUGACUAGGUGAGAGAGAGAUCGCUACUGCGGCGCGCUCUCAUGUGAGUCGAUCACAUUCCUGGCCUCUCUGCCCUGCCUUUGUGUUGCAGGUCGGGCAGUAGCGGAUCUUCAGCAGCCAAAGCCACCCACACAUCCAAGCGCGCAGCAGGGCUCACCACCAGCCACCGCAAGAAUGGCGCGGCGUCGGCAGAGCCGGCUACCAUCAGCACUGGUGGUGAUGUGCGUGCCAUAGCGCAAGCAACCCUGACUUGUGCGGCCGGAAUCUACCGCGGCUAUAUGGAGGAGGUGCGCGCUGCCGCUCAGGAUCGAUCCGAGCCGUUCCCUCCGUCGCGCCAGCCUGGCGUCAACCGCCCCCCCUUGUCGCAUCCCCUACCCGACCACGACAACGACAGUGACGACGGGAGCAGUCAGGAGGGCGAGGGCCACAGUGAGGAGGACCGCCCCGUGAGCGUGGUGCUGGCCGACUGGCCCGCCGCCUCGGCGAGGCGGAUCGCACGGUGGGCCAGGGGCGAUCCACUUGUCACUCACUGCCGCCAGCCGAAUACCGAGAGUGUUCGCCGCCUCGUUCGUCCGCCAAGGCCCCAGAGACAUCCCCUCCCAAGGCCAGCAAUAGCAAGGGCGGCUUCAGCUUGGUCGGCAUUCCCUUUUCCCCCUCUCAGCGGCCGCCCACGCCCACCGAGGCGCCAGUGGAUGCGUCGCUGUGCCUCUCCCCCUCACCGUCAGCCAAUUUGCCCCCACCAGUAUCGCCCAUCUCACCGUCAUCGCCCAUCAGGUCGCCGUCUCGCGGCCCCUUCGGCAAUCGGCUGUUCUUCCGUCGCCCUUCCUCUCCCGGCCGCUCACCCACAAAUCAGCAGCGUAAGGAGG